AUGAAUAACAAUAACACGACCAUGACACCAUUCGAUGCUAUUCAACCAAGGCGACGCAUGGUCCAAAAUUAUACACUGCUCUGGUUAAAUGAGUGUACGGGAGAAGCAAAUGAAGAUUAUCAAAAUAUUUCGACACAAUUAAAAACCAUUACUGACAAUGUCAAUGUCUUUAAGCAACGAGAUUUAUGCAUCGAUUAUCUUACAGAUGCUCACGAGGACAUCAAGUCUUUUCUUGUUGUCAAGGAAACUAUGGCUCAACAAAUAAUGCCUCUCAUUAAUGAUAUUCCUCAGUUGCAUAGUAUUUAUAUCUUUAAUGAUACUAAUAUCCUAAAUGAAGAAUCGAUAAGAAAAUGGCAAAAAGUCAAGAGCGUUCAUACCAAUAUCGAUGACUUAUGUCAAGGAUUACAAUUAAGCAUUAAACAAUACCAUAAAGACUCGAUAGCCAUGAGUUUUAUCACAGCAAAGGAAAUGGCUUCAACUGAUAAUUUGAAUCAAUUGGAGCCAUCAUUUAUGUACACCCAAAUAUUCAAGGAUAUUCUUCUUGAUAUGGAAUAUGAUGCACAGACCAUCAAACAGUUCACAGCUUAUUGCCGACGUCUUGACAACGGAUCGCCAAAGAAUAUUGAUGAGUUUGAAAAAAAAUAUGAUGCUCAGUCAGCUAUUUGGUGGUACACUUCUCCGUCAUUUAUCUAUUCAAUGCUAAAUUAUGCUCUUCGUACUAUGGAAGGCGACACCAUUAUUAAUAUGGGUUUCUUUAUUCAUGAUCUUCACCAACAAAUCCUACAACUACACCAACAACAGGUCGAUACUUAUCAUGGCAAAUCAUUCAUAGUUUACCGCGGACAAGGUCUAUCCAAACCAAAUUUUGAAAAACUUCAAAAAACAAAAGGAGGUUUAAUGUCUUUCAACAACUUUCUAUCCACUAGUACGGAACAAUAUAUACCUCUCGGACUUGCCCGUAGUGCGUCAGAAAAUACGGACAUGGUCGGCAUUCUAUUUGUAAUGUCUGUUGAUCCCAGUGUAAAAUCAGCACCAUUUGCCUCCAUAAAGGAAAUAAGUUAUUUUAAGGACGAAGAAGAAAUUCUCUUCUCAAUGCAUACCGUCUUUCGAGUGGGUACAGUUGAAAAAAUGGAUAAUAAUAAUCAACUUUAUCAAGUUGAGUUACAAUUAACAUCGGAUGAUGAUCCACAACUACGAGUACUUACUGAUCGGAUACGAAAAGAAGCUGAUGGUGAUACUGGAUGGAAAAGAUUGGGUAACUUAUUGCUUAAAAUAGGUCAAUUUAAUAAAGCUGAAGAACUUUAUAACGUAUUACUUGAACAGACAUCUGAUGAGGAUGAAAAACAGCAUUAUUAUAAUCAGCUCGGAGGUGUUCAUUGGAAUCAAGGUGAUUAUGAAAAGGCUAUUUGGUAUUUCGAACAAAAACUUAAAAUUUGUCUAAAAACUCUUUCUUCAAAUCAUCCUCGAUUGGCUACUCCAUACAACAACAUCGGUAUUGCGUAUGACAAGAUGGGAGACUACUCAAAAGCACUUUCAUUUCACAAAAAAGCACUUGAAAUCUUUGAAAAAACUCUUCCUUCAAAUGAUCCUGUAUUAGCUACUUCAUACAACAACAUCGGUAGUGUGAAUACAAAGAUGGGAGAGUACUCGAAAGCACUUUCAUUUUACGAAAAAUCACUUAUAAUUCUGCAAAUAAUUCUUCCUUCAAAUCAUCCUGAUUUGGCUACUUCAUACAACAACAUUGCUGGUGUGUAUACAAAGAUGGGAGAGUACGCGAAAGCACUUUCAUUUUACGAAAAAGCACUUGAAAUCGCUGAAAAGACUCUUCCUUCAAAUCAUCCUGAUUUAGCUGCUUCAUACAACAACAUUGCCGGUGUGUGUGACCACAUGGGAGAAUACUCGAAAGCACUUUCAUUUCACAAAAAAGCAUUUGAAAUCUUUGAAAAAAUUCUUCCUCCAGAUCAUUCUUCAUUGACUACUUUGUACAACAACAUUGGUUUGGUGUAUAGUAACGUGGGAGAAUACUCGAAAGCACUUUCAUCACUCGAAAAAGCACUUGAAAUUCAAAAAAGAACUCUUCCUUCAAAUCAUCCUCAUUUGGUUGUUUCAUACGACAACAUUGGUACUGUGUAUAGAAAAAUGAAAGAGGACUCAAAAGCACUUUCAUUUUACGAAAAAGCACUUGAAAUCGCUGAAAAAACUCUUCCUUCAAAUCAUGCUUCACUGGCUACUUUAUACAACAACAUUGGUUUGGUGUAUAGCAACAUGGAAGAGUACUCGAAAGCGUUUUUAGUUUACGAAAAAACACUUGAAAUUCAAAAAAGAACUCUUUCUUCAAAUCAUCCUGAUUUGGCUGCUACAUACAACAACAUCGGUAUGGCGUAUUACAACACAGGAGAAUACUCGAAAGCACUUUCAUUUCUCAAAGAAGCACUUGAGAUCUUUGAAAAAACUCUUCCUUCAAAGCAUCCUUCACUGGCUACUUUAUACAUUAACCUCUCUAGUGUGUAUCGUAACAUGGGAGAGCACUCGAAAGCAAUUUCAUUUUUCGAAAAAGCACUUGAAAUUCUACAUAAAACUCCUCCUUCAAAUCGUUCUUUAUUAGCUACUUUAUAG
Adineta steineri is the source of this 2616-nucleotide messenger RNA. The record is from the annotation of a GenBank genome assembly. NCBI's taxonomy places the organism in Eukaryota, Metazoa, Rotifera, Eurotatoria, Adinetida, Adinetidae.